UUGUACCACAAGGUAUGCAUCAUUCAUUUGUUAUUUUGAAUACAAGCCAACAAAACCAAUGCAAUCAUUCCUACAAAAAUUACAUUAUUAUAUAUAGAAGGGGCCGCCCAAACUGACCACUAUGCGGUCGUCUCAUGCCUUCCGGUUCACUACCCUCAUCUUGUUUUUAGUUCUUCUUGUGUCAGUGUCCGAGUCUACUCCGCCGGAGGACCCUAUCAAAUGCCGAUCCCCAAACGCCAACUGCACCAUUACAAACGCCUACGCCACCUUCCCAGAUCGGGCCAUCUGCCGGGUGGGAGAGGUGAAGUACCCAACCACAGAGGCGGAGAUGAUCUCCGCGGUGGCGGCGGCCACGAGGGCCAUGAGGAAAAUUAAGGUGGGCACUCGAUUUUAUCAUAGCAUUCCGAAGCUGGCAUGCCCGGAUGGGGUUGAUGGGGUGGUGAUAAGCACCAAGUUCCUGAACUGGGUUUUGAAGGUAGAUGGGGAGGGCAUGAGUAUAACCGUGGAGGGUGGAGUGACGGUGAGGGAGAUCAUAGAGGUGGCUGCGGCGGUUGGGCUUGCGUUGCCGCAUGCGCCUUAUUGGUGAGGCCUCACAAUUGGUGGGCUGCUGAGUACGGGGGCACAUGGCAGCUCGUUGUGGGGCAAAGGGAGUGCUGUUCAUGAUUACGUUGUGGGGAUGAAAAUGGUGAGUCCUGGAGGAGCCCAAGAUGGGUACGCCAAAGUUCGGAGGCUUGUUGAUGGCGAUCAACACCUCAACGCUGCCAAAGUUUCAUUGGGAGUUCUUGGAAUUAUUACACAGUUCACUCUGAAAUUGCAGCCCAUGUUCAAGCGAUCCAUCACCUAUUUUGAAAGGGAUGACACUGAUUUGAGCGAUGAAGUGAUUAGCUUCGGUAGAAGCUACGAGUUCGCAGACAUGACUUGGUAUCCAAGCCAGCGAAAAGUUGUGUAUCGCACAGACACCCGCGUUUCAUCCAAUACAUCCGGCAAUGGCUUGUAUGAUUUUAUUCCAUUUUGUCCCACACCCUCAGCCGGCUUGGCCAUUGUUCGUGCCUCAAAGGAGUACCAAGAAGCAAGGCGUGAUGCAGCUGGGAAGUGUCUUAGUGCAAAGAUUAUCACGUCACUUCUCUCACUAUCAGCUUACGGAUUAACCAACGAUGGUAUCACAUUUCUCAAAUAUCCAGUCAUCGGGUAUAACAAUCGGCUUCAAUCCUCUGGAUCUUGCCUAGACAGUGUCAAUGAUCUUAGAAUCACAGCAUGCCCUUGGGAGCCAUCGAUAAAAGGGGAGUUUUUCCACGAAAUAGGUAUCAGCAUUGACUUAAAAGUGGUGAAAGGUUUCAUAGAAGACGUGAGAAAGCUUGGUGAGUUAGAGCCCAUGGCGUUUUGUGGCCUUGAGCUCUACAAUGGCAUAUUGAUGCGCUAUGUCAAAGCCUCCACAGCCUACUUGGGGAAGGAAGAAGAUGGCAUCAACUUUGACUUCACAUAUUAUAGGAGCAAAGACCCAAUGAGUCCAAGGCUUUUUGAAGACGUGCUUGAAGAGGUGGAACAAAUGGCGUUGUUCAAAUAUGGAGGUAUUCCGCAUUGGGGGAAGAACAGGAACAUUGCAUUUCUUGAAGCGAUUGGGAAGUACAGAAAUAGAGAAGGGUUCUUGAAGAUUAAGAAUGAAUAUGAUCCGUAUGGGCUGUUCUCAAAUGAAUGGACCAAUCAAAUUCUUGGAGUGGAAGGAACUGUGAGCAUAGAUAAAGAUGGGUGUGCCUUGGAAGGAUUGUGUUUAUGCUCUAAAGAUAGUCAUUGUGCCCCAAGUAAGGGCUACUUUUGUAGGGCUGGCAGAAUUUAUAAGGAAGCUAGAGUUUGUUCUUAUAUAGGAUUCAAACCUUAGC
Molecule: messenger RNA, 1877 nt
Organism: Cucurbita maxima (winter squash)
Lineage: Eukaryota; Viridiplantae; Streptophyta; Magnoliopsida; Cucurbitales; Cucurbitaceae
Product: probable L-gulonolactone oxidase 6
Exons: 4
Cellular component (GO): membrane
Molecular function (GO): FAD binding; D-arabinono-1,4-lactone oxidase activity
Source: RefSeq, a predicted model, not a curated record